CGUUUAAAUCGACAAACGUUUCGUACCGAAAACCUCUCCCAGUGUGACUCAUCUACCACUAAGUUGUCAGUACCCAAAAAGGCCAUCGAUCUGCCUCAAAGGGCUAUUUCACAAUCCCAGGUCGAAUGUCUACAGUUGAUGAGAGAUAAGCAACAAGAACUCAUAAAUGAAAUCUCUCGAUCAUCUGAACUGCCUGGCACUUCAAAGCCCGUGAAGCCGGAAACUCCUCAUCUUAUCCCACUCGGUAGCCCAAAAGGGCUUAUCACACCGCUAGCUCUGGAGCAUGGGAAUGAAUACUUCCAUAGCAGGGGAAAUGCCGCAGUCUCACCAACUACGUCU
Messenger RNA from Exophiala aquamarina CBS 119918, 339 nucleotides. RefSeq lists its product as uncharacterized. The annotation marks the transcript as partial. Lineage: Eukaryota; Fungi; Ascomycota; Eurotiomycetes; Chaetothyriales; Herpotrichiellaceae. The record is from RefSeq and is a predicted model, not a curated record. The transcript has a single exon.